UUGGGUCGGGUACAUCUGUGACUGUUUGGGAGCUGGGUACUCCAAAGAGGGGUCUGCUGAGCAAGAAAGGAACAAAAUAGGACCAGCUCAAAAGGAAAUUAAAAUGCCCUCCAAUAAAGAUGAUGGCGGAUGGAAGAAGUUUGUAUGGAAUUCAGAGAAAGGAGAGCUGCUCGGUCGCACCGGUGGAAGUUGGUUCAAAAUUUUAUUAUUCUACGUGAUUUUCUAUGGCUGCCUGGCUGGAAUUUUCAUCGGCACCAUCCAAGCCCUGCUACUUACCCUGAGCAACUACAAACCCACCUGGCAGGAUAGAGUUGCCCCACCAGGCCUUACACACACCCCACGCUCAGACAAAGCAGAAGUGGCGUUCAACCUGAAUGAUGUGGAGACCUACUUGCCUUACACCAAGGCCCUGAGGGAUUUCUUGGCUAAGUAUGACGAUGACAACCAGAGGGACCAGAUGAAGUAUGAGGAUUGUGGAGAUGAGCCUGCAGAAUACAAAAACAGGGGUGACUUGGAGAGUGAUGUAGGCAUUCGAAAGGCCUGCCGUUUCUCCAGGAGUCUACUGGGACCUUGCUCUGGCAUUGAGGAUAACGAGUUCGGGUUCAGGAAUGGCAAGCCUUGCUUAAUUGUUAAGCUUAACAGGAUUGUCAACUUCCGGCCAAGGCCCCCUACCUCUAAUGGGAGUAUCCCUGAAGAGGCUCAGCCCAAGGUGCAGCCCAAUGUUAUCCCCAUAUACUGCACCAACAAGAGAGAGGAGGAUGCUGGGAAAAUUGGGGAAAUCAAGUACUAUGGAAUUGGCGGCGGUUUUCCACUCCAGUAUUAUCCCUACUACGGCAAGCUGCUGCACCCACAGUACCUGCAGCCACUGGUGGCUCUACACUUUACCAAUCUCACCAUGAACACUGAACUGCGCAUCGAGUGCAAAGUGUUUGGAGACAACAUUGACUACAGUGAGAAGGAUCGCUACCAAGGACGCUUUGACAUCAAGAUUACUAUUUCCAGUUUAUGACCGGAAUCAGGACAAUAGCACUUUCUCUGACCACCCCUCUCUCCACCUUGGCCCCUUUAACUUGAACACAAUUUCAAGACAUAUAGUAAUAUAAUCUAGAAGGCAGAAAUGAGGGGUGGUAGUGGGGGGGGCAUACAUUAGCAGUUAUGUUUAAUCACAUCUAGUCUUGAAUCAAUUCUAAACCUCAUAUGAGACUUGAUUAAAAUCUGUCUGCUUUUAACACUAGCUUCUCUGCUUUUGUCUAGCAUUAGAAUGUAAUUUACAGGGAGAGUAGCAAUAGCCUAAUAAAACUAUUUAUUCUACUGUAAAUGAAAAUAUUCCACUAGUAAUGGGUAAAUUGUAAUUCCAUCACUAAUGUGUAGCAAGUAGUGUGCUUGUUCCCUCCGUGUAUUGCUGCCUUGUGUGGUUUCGAUAUAAGUUUUUGGAGUGUACAGUGCAGUAGUGGCAUAUUUCGAUCUUUUCAAACCGUGUCAUAACCUGUUUUCUUAUGUGAGCAAUCUUUAGCAGUCCAAAGUGUGUGAGUGUGUGUGAUUCAAACUAUUUUGAUGCGGUACCCUUGGAUCUCUUCUGAUCUGUGUGAGUAAAAGGCUGCACUCCAGGGAACUUUUUUUUUUCCUCCUUUUUGUGUCCUCUACAUCUGAUCAUGGGAAAAUUUUUACUUAUUUUUUCCACUUUUCUUUUGAAGUCAUUUAAAUGGUGGAUAGGGUUUUAUUUCACUUGGGUCAUGCUCAUACUUAUAAUUGAAUGUAGAGUGAAGUGAAUUGAAUGUAGAUUUGUGUCCAGCCUGUUAGACACCCUAGCCCACUUUAAGAGCAGUGGUGCUAAUUCAACUUUGAAGAAACGAUUGUCAUUUUUAGCUUGAUACAUCACAGUAUUGUGGUAUAACUUUCUGAUGAAUGUUUUCAGACAUCUAACAUGGGAGAAUUUUAUAUUUAUGCAGUUGUACAUUUUUUUCCUGAAAAGUGUAAUGUAUAAAUACAAUACCAAAGUGACUAGCUGAAGAGAAUCUUUGUCAGAAGCAAUGCAGUACCCUGUCUUUUUAGGAUCUCAAUUGUGACAGUUGCGCUUAAGUGUGACAAUUGUGCUCAAUUGCAACAGUUGAGCUUAAGUAAAUGUCUAACAUCAUAAUUUAAUCAGUAAGAGACAAGCCAAAAUAAAAUUAAGAAAAUAAACCUGUCACUUUAUUUCUGUUUUGGCCAUGAAUGUACUUGAAGUGUUGCAGAAUUAACAAGUAAAUUAGGGACUAAUUCCAUAAUGCCAUAGUGAUUAUUUCCAUAAUGGAAAUCCACCUGAUAUUUAUGCAUUACAUUUAAAAACAGAUUGUGUAGUUUUAAAUUAUCUGAAUAUUCAAGUUAAUGUCUAUAGCAGCAGUCAGCGUAACAUGAAUUCAUCCACCUUUGUCAUUUAAUCAGGGAAAGAGACAAAUAAAAUCAUAAUAGACCCUU
Myripristis murdjan (pinecone soldierfish) is the source of this 2454-nucleotide messenger RNA. RefSeq names its product sodium/potassium-transporting ATPase subunit beta-233-like. NCBI's taxonomy places the organism in Eukaryota, Metazoa, Chordata, Actinopteri, Holocentriformes, Holocentridae. The transcript is spliced from 6 exons. Gene Ontology annotation, cellular component: sodium:potassium-exchanging ATPase complex. Gene Ontology annotation, molecular function: ATPase activator activity. Gene Ontology annotation, biological process: potassium ion import across plasma membrane; intracellular sodium ion homeostasis; intracellular potassium ion homeostasis. The coding region runs from base 104 to 1009 and encodes 301 amino acids. The record is from RefSeq and is a predicted model, not a curated record.